Molecule: messenger RNA, 1340 nt
Organism: Diorhabda carinulata
Lineage: Eukaryota; Metazoa; Arthropoda; Insecta; Coleoptera; Chrysomelidae
Product: glyoxal reductase-like
Exons: 6
Coding region: 346-1290 (314 amino acids)
Molecular function (GO): oxidoreductase activity
Source: RefSeq, a predicted model, not a curated record
GCCAUAGAGCAGAGCUGCUAUAAAAGCCGUAAGGAGGAAGAGAAUGCAGACGUCAUCAGUGAUUUUCCAGCAUUCACAUGUGUGGGGUUCAAACACUUGGUCAAGCCUUACCAUUUGCCGUGUGUCGUUGAUAGAUUUAAGUUGUGGUGGAGUAUUUCUAUUUAAAAAUGACAUUCGACGUCUUAAUGUCUGACUGAAAUUGAUAUUCUACCAAAUAAGCUGUUCCACGCUGUAUUAUUGAAAUCAUAUUAAAAUGUGCGAGGUGGUAUGGACAGUAUAAAUAUAAAUAAGCUUUGCAUUUAAGUUUUAUCAUUCAACCAGUCUAAUAACGUUUCUAAUUCAAAAAUGAUUGAAAAAUUUGUGAAGUUGUUAUCGUUUAUUUUAUUAAUUUAUCCAAGUAAUGGGUUAUUGACUAAAGAUCUCAAAGCUACGUUGCCUAGUGGUGAUCAGAUGCCGAUGAUCGGUUUAGGAACCAGCAGAAUUAGAGGAAUAGGUAAUGUUAGAAAUGCAAUAGAUGACGCUUUAGCUGUUGGAUACAGACUUUUUGAUACCGCAGCGUUUUACAAAAAUGAAGAAGAUCUCGGAAAGGCCUUUAAAGAACUUUUGCCUAAAUAUAAUUUAACACGUAAAGAUAUUUUUAUAACAUCGAAAUUAGCGCCGACCGAAGAAGAUUUUGGGAAACACGCUUAUAGCGCGUUGGAAAAAUCGGUAAAAACAAUCGGCUGCGAUUAUUUGGAUCUUUAUUUGAUUCAUUUUCCUGGAAUACCUAGUGAUAGUGGAAACAAUUCGAGAAAUUUCUCCCAAUCACGAAACGAAAUCUGGCAACAAUUAGUUAAGGGUGUUAAAAAUGGUUUGACAAGAAAUAUUGGCGUAUCUAAUUAUAACGUCAGACACUUGACAGAAUUGGUAAAUAACGAUCAUGGAGUUAAAGUAGCUGUAAAUCAGGUGGAAUGGCAUCCAUAUUAUCAUCAGGACGAUGUUUUACAAUUUUGUAAAAAUCAUGGAAUAUUACUCCAAGCAUAUUCGUCGUUAGGAGGAAGUGGAAAUGCAGAUUUGUUUAACGAUACCACAGUAAAGGCAGUAGCUGAAAAGUUGAAUAAACCUCCAGCCAAGAUACUUCUACGAUGGGCACUACAACAAAAUUUAGCGAUCAUUCCAAAAUCAAUCAAAAAACAAAAUAUGGAGUCUAAUCUAGACUUAAAUUUCGAAAUCCCCGACGAAGAUAUGAAGCUUUUGAGUAAUAUACCUCAAACGAAAAAAUAUAGAUGGGAUCCAGACAUUAUUAUAUAAAAAAUCAAAUACUGAAGUCUAAUUAUCGUAAUAAAAUGUUUACUUUGAAA